Ochlerotatus camptorhynchus is the source of this 1557-nucleotide messenger RNA. Its product is annotated as BTB/POZ domain-containing protein 3-like. The transcript is spliced from 2 exons. The coding region runs from base 395 to 1555 and encodes 386 amino acids. The record is from RefSeq and is a predicted model, not a curated record. Gene Ontology annotation, molecular function: protein binding. Gene Ontology annotation, biological process: neurogenesis. Gene Ontology annotation, cellular component: cytosol. NCBI's taxonomy places the organism in Eukaryota, Metazoa, Arthropoda, Insecta, Diptera, Culicidae.
UUGAAUUGAACAAAUUUUCCAAAACCGAUUGUCGUGAAAAGUGCUGCCUUUUCGAAAAAUUUAGAGCUGCUUCUGAUCAUUGGAAAACUGUUACAGAAGUUCAUUCAACAUUUUUUCCUCAAUAUUUGCAGAGCGAUAAAUGCCAAAUUUAGGCUGGUUUAUGACAGAUUCAUCCUGACAAAUGACAACGUAAGCAAUUGGCAACACUAUCCGAAUAAACUGCAGUCAACUGAAGCAAGUAAUCCUUUGUGCAUCCAAGCUUGUUUACUGUCGCUUGAGAAAAAGUAGAUUUUUCAUCCUCCGACCCGAGUAAGCCAUGUAAAUUGAACUGGCAUUCGCUAAUUUCAAUCACCCGACAGAGAUUGCUGUGGAAUAUAAUAGAGCACUCCAUCGAAUGGACGCAUUCAACAUCACGAAAAUGCUCACACUGGUCGAUCAAAGCUUGCCUUCCUUGUCCUACUCGUUGGACUCGCCCGGCCACGAGGGUCUCAAGUAUGACAUCCCGUUCAUGAAGCGUCAGGAAAGCCUCAUCAAUAACAAGUUCCAAUCGGACGUGACAUUCCUGGUGGGCGAGAAGCGUAUGCCGAUCUACGCUCACAAGCUGCUGUUGAUCAUCUCGUCCGAGUAUUUCAAUGCCAUGUUCAACGGGAACUUCAAGGAGUCCAAUUCGGAAGAGAUCGAGGUCAGCGACGUGGAACCGGACAUCUUUCUGGAGAUUCUGCGGUUCAUCUACUGCGGAAAGGUCCGUUUGACGAUCGAGAACGUGCUGGAGAUCUACGUCCACGCGCAGAAGUACAUGCUGAACGAGUUGAGACGGAGGACGAUUCGAUUUCUGGAGAAGCACAUCGAUUCGGAUAAUGUGCUGAAGAUCUUCGCCCAGAAUCGGUUGUACGAGUUUUCCUUCAUCAACGAAAAGUGCUUGGCGCUGAUCCGGAAGAAUCCGCUGACGUAUUUUCACCAAGAGGACUUCUUUGUGCUGGAUCGGAAGUCGCUGGAGAUCAUUUUUGCCAGCAAGAGGAUCAACUGUUCGGACGAGCAGUUGUUUCAGGCCUUGCGCGACUGGAAGAAGCUCAACGAGAGUGAGUACGUCAGUGAUCUGCAGACGGUGAUCAGUGCGAAGCGAUCGUACAACUGUGCGAAGCUGCGGUUUUUUGGGAACAUGUCGAUGGCGAUGCAUACGGAUUUGAAGUUUUCCAUCGACCACACGAGUAGUUUGGCGUUCUUCGGGAUUGGGGUGUUUGUGAAGUCGCGGGACAGGGUGGUGGCGAUCGAGGUGAAGAUUUCGGAGAAUCUGGAGAUUUUGGGUCGGCAUCGGUUUGAUUAUGAGAACAAGGACAGCGCUUCGGUGAAUGUGGCGAAUUUGUUCUUCGAGGAGCUGACGCUGCGACCGGACGAAUGGUACACGAUAUCGGUCAAGUUUAGCCCAAGCGGUGAGUGUUUUACGAUUACGAAUCCCCAGAUCUGUCAUGACAAGCUGAGACUGUACUUUGAUAACAAUUACAGCACGAUGAGGAGUGUUGUUUCGCACUUUUUCUGUGAGGAAAUAAAGAAAUAAAA